GGCAUUUAGCAACAUUUCCUGAUAAUAUAUAUUCUUCCAGGAUAAUAAACAGUAAUUUCCUAACGGUUCGCGUGAAUUAUUACCCCGUUAAUACUGUCUAGCUAUUUUUCUUGUCUUCUUUUGGUAUCUUGGCAUCCUGCUCUGUCCGAGAUACAUUUUUUAACCACGACAUGAGAAGACAAGCCAGCUGAGACAUGGAUGCCUUCAAACUGAUGAAGGAGCUGAGGCUGAAUUACGACCAGGAGGUCUAUUAUCUCCCCAAGGAGACUGGCCUAAGUCUCAUUGAGUCCACUAAUCAGAAGGAUGGGCGGAUCUCUGCCAAGUGUAGAGAUGCCAAAGUGGAGGACCUGUGGAGUCUGACCAGCUUCUUUGGCUACACCACGCAGACCUUCGUCCUGGCUGUAAACCUGCUGGACAGAUUCUUGGCCAUGAUGAGGAUCCAACCGAAACACUUGUCCUGCGUCAGUCUCAGCUGUCUCCACUUGGCUGCAAAAGUGACGGAGGAGGAGUGCAACCUCACGCCCACGGACGAGCUCAUCCGCAUCGGACAGUGCAGGUUCACCGUGUCCGACCUCGGCCGCAUGGAGAAGAUCAUCACGGAGAAGCUGGACUUCACGUCCAAAUCUGUCACUGCCUUAACCUUUCUGCACUUGUACCAUCAGAUCACGCUGUCUCACUCCACAGAGAGGAAGAAGAUGCUUAGCUUGGAGAAGCUGGAGGCUCAGCUCAAAGCCUGUCUGUGCCGGAUCUCCUUCUCCAAAGCGAAGCCCUCCGUCCUAGCAUUGUCUCUCUUGAGGCGGGAGAUUGAAGCCAUUCACUCUGAGGACAUGCUGGAAAUAGCUCGCCACAUCCAGAGACACCUGAAGAUUGCAGAUGCUGACCUCCUGCUGUGGCGCGGUCAAGUUGCCCAGUGUUUGUCGGACUACGACUCGCCAGAGUGCAGCAAACCCAAUCACAGGAAACUGCAGUGGGUCGUGUCCCGCCGGACCGCCCAGAACCUCCACAGCAGCUACCGCAGUGUACCCGAACUACCCACCAUCCCUGAGUGCUGCUGGGACGAGAGCGAGAGUGAGGACUCCUGCGAGGACAUGAUGAGUUCAGGCGAGGAGUCCCUCAGCAGCUCCCUGGGCAGCGACGCAGAAGGACCCUUCUUUCCAGAGCACCUCCGCCGCCAAAAACGCCGCCAAUACCUCAACGCCUGAUGCCUCCGCCAGCGACGUCUUUUAAUUUAUUUUCUAAUAAGCUCCUGUACUCGACCUGAACGCACAACAUGUGGCAGCUGAAGAUAUGCUUUUUUUUGUCCUUUUUUUUUUGUUUGUAGACGUGUCGUCGGUGCAUGGUGCAAUGUCGCAUUCCAAGACAACUUGGUUAGGGUGCCACAACUACAACGGAAACCUUCCAGUUGUCUUUAGGAAGGUUGAUUUGCCAAAGUAUGGCAUUUAUUGAACAGAGAGUUGUGUUGACUGUUAUUAAUCAGUUUACUGAUCUCCAGAAGAAGAAGGCAGCUACAGUUGAGGUCAUCUGGACAUCAUGCAAGUCUGCUCGGGUCUUGCUAUGUACGUACGUCCACCUCACCGCAAGGAUGUCAGACGAAAGCGGAACAAAAACAUUUUUGGCAAUACAUCAUGAAUAAUUUCCUGAAAAUAAUUUUUCAGCAUUUGAAUGGUAAAAGAUGGAAAGGAGGCAACACAAUGUCCACAUGUGACUAAACAUCCAGCAACUGCAGCUGCUCUUCACCUUCCCGGUUUGUUUCAUUUGCACACUUUAGAAUUCAAGACUGAAUGCAUGACUUUGGGACGAACGUGUGACAAAUGUCGAUUAACAUUUUUGUUGGGUUUCUUCCGAGGUUGCUCCUGCUCAAAGCAGGGUCAAAAAAAAAACAUUGUUGAAUAAUCUGAUGAGCGUGUUGUGUUUGUGCUAAUGCGUGUGUUUGUACGAGUUAAAAGUUGCCAAUUUUAAGAUGUAGCUCUGACAUUGUCCAAAAAGAAUGUGAAAAAAAGUACAAAAAAAUAUGUAUAACACAAAAUGCACACAAAAAUGUAAAUGAUGUAUAAAAAAAUGUUAAUAGUUUUUUGUAGAUAUUAAGUUAAUUUAUUAUUUUGUCACUUGUGCGGGAAAAAAAUCUUAUAAAAAUAUUAUUUUUAAACUGUUAUCUGUCUCUUUUCUUUUUUAUUUUGGUAAUGUCACACUGCAAAUAAAUUAAAUAUAAAAUGCUGCACCUGCAAUUGUUAAGGUUCAGCUACAUUGGUGUCCAAAAUGUGGACUGGGGUCCAUUUGUGG
Messenger RNA from Doryrhamphus excisus (bluestripe pipefish), 2280 nucleotides. NCBI's taxonomy places the organism in Eukaryota, Metazoa, Chordata, Actinopteri, Syngnathiformes, Syngnathidae. The record is from RefSeq and is a predicted model, not a curated record.